This is a messenger RNA of Formica exsecta, 788 nucleotides long. RefSeq names its product 39S ribosomal protein L52, mitochondrial (gene mRpL52). Gene Ontology annotation, biological process: mitochondrial translation. Gene Ontology annotation, molecular function: structural constituent of ribosome. The record is from RefSeq and is a predicted model, not a curated record. Lineage: Eukaryota; Metazoa; Arthropoda; Insecta; Hymenoptera; Formicidae. The coding region runs from base 236 to 655 and encodes 139 amino acids. The transcript is spliced from 4 exons. Gene Ontology annotation, cellular component: mitochondrial large ribosomal subunit.
CGAUCUAGUAGUAGUAUAGAUAUCUGUGCCUGGCAGUGAAUUUCGGAACACGAAACAUUAUAAUGUUCUUUUUAUAAAAAGAAAAUUGGGGAUGUUGAUAAAAAAAUGUUUUAUGUUGGUAUCAUUGAGCAAAUGCAAAAAUAGUGGUGUGUCUACUGUAUAACAAAGUCCGUGCUUGACAUAUAACCUAAAUGAAAAGUAGCAAGUUGUUAAAUAUUACCAUCGAAUUAAUACAAUGUUAUCAUCGAAUAUGAUUACUGUUGGAGCCAUACUUCGUGUAGAGCGAUAUUUAAAUUAUAUUGUGAUUAAUGGAUUUCAUCAAUCUUGCGCGCGAUAUUUGAACCAGAGAUGGAGAGAAAAACGUGGAUUAACAGUCAAUCCAAAUGCUUUUAGCCCAUUGACUAAUUUACCAGAUUAUACAUUUAAAGAUGGAAAACCUACACCUCUUGGAAUAAGACAAAAAGCACGCUUAGAUAGACAACGUAAUUAUGCGGCAAGAAUUAUCAAAUUAGUAGCAGAGAUAGAUUAUGCUGUUGAGAGGCAUGCUAAAAUGCAGGAAGUAGAAAAACAAAGAAGACAACAAAUUCUUGAUAAUAAAUUGAAACCCAAAGGAGAUUUAUUGUUUAAGAAGCAGAUGGAUAAAAUAAAAAAUUAACGUGUGUGUGUAUGUAAAAAAAAUAAUAUACUUAUAUAAAUGUUAUUGUAUAUGAUUAUGUUUAGCUUUCAUCUUUUUAUUCUUACGAUCGAAAAUCGAUGCAAGGAUCAAUAAAACAAUCGUGAAGAAAAUA